Molecule: messenger RNA, 651 nt
Organism: Zingiber officinale
Lineage: Eukaryota; Viridiplantae; Streptophyta; Magnoliopsida; Zingiberales; Zingiberaceae
Exons: 2
Coding region: 238-651 (137 amino acids)
Source: RefSeq, a predicted model, not a curated record
CAUCAUUUUCCCUUAUAGCUUUUUGUGUCUAUUUGGAGAUCUUCACUUUAUAAAGUUUUGCGAGCUGGUUUCGACAAAAAUCGCGUUGCAGAUAGCAGAGCAAGAUUUGGUUGCCGGGUCAUUUAAGGGAUUCUCUGGACAUGUAGAGAUGGUAAACCUGCAGAUGCUCGUUUCUAUCGUCCAAAAGGUGCCGCUGUGGAUGACAAAGGGAAUGUGUAUGUUGCUGAUAUCUCCAAUAUGGCUAUUCGAAAGAUAACUGAAUCAGGUGUGACUACUAUUGCUGGAGGAAAAUCAAAUAUAGCAGGUUAUAGAGAUGGCCCGAGUGAGGAUGCUAAGUUUUCUAAUGACUUUGAUGUGAUAUAUGUUGGAAGAACUUGUUCUCUUCUAGUCGUGGACAGGGGUAAUGCUGCUCUUCGCCAAAUUUCUCUUCAGCAAGAGGACUGCCAAUACCAGUAUACUUCAGUAUCAACAUCAGGUUACCUGAAGCUUCCCAGUGAUGUUCUUUGUAAUUCUUUUUGUACACAACAAACAUGGAACUAUAACAUAUUACAACCUUACAAUAUGGCACCAUCGGUCCAAUAUUUUCUGUUAUCUUACAUAUCUUAUAUGGUUGCAUCUACAUAUGUAGAAGACCAGGAAGAAAAAAGUUGA